Cannabis sativa is the source of this 2545-nucleotide messenger RNA. RefSeq names its product protein IQ-DOMAIN 13. The record is from RefSeq and is a predicted model, not a curated record. Lineage: Eukaryota; Viridiplantae; Streptophyta; Magnoliopsida; Rosales; Cannabaceae. The transcript has 6 exons. Gene Ontology annotation, molecular function: protein binding. Bases 633 to 2285 code for a protein of 550 amino acids.
UGAGUGUGAAAGUGGCCAACCCAACCCAAACCCCUAACCUCUUUCCAUCCAUUUCAUUCCAUUCCAUCAUCUCUUCUCUCUUUUUCUCUUUUCUUAAUAAUAAUCAUUAUGAAACCUUAUUAAUUAAACUCAUCUCUUCUCUUUCUCUUCUCCUCAAAUAUCAUAGUAAUUUAUAAAUCCCACAAAAGGUGAAAGGUGGCAAAGACCCAAAGGAAGAAAAUUUACACAACCAAGCAAAUCCCUUUAUCUCCCUCACCAUCCAAUUCAAACCCCAUCAAAAGUCUAAAGUCUUAGAGAGAGAAACACACAGAGAGAGAGAGAGAGUAUUAUAUUUUAUAUAAUAUGUUAUUAUUAUAUAAUAUUAAAAAAAGGAAGAGAAUUGCUUGUCAAAAGCCACGACGGACGGAAAGGUGGGAACAGAACAGAACAGAACAACAAGGCAAGAAGAAAGCACUAGUUGAAGAGUUGCAGAGGAGAAGAGCUUGAGAAGAAGAAGAACAACAACCCCUCAAAUACCCACAUCUCAAUUCUCUCUCUCUCUCUCUCUCUCUCUCUCUCCCUCUCCAACUUCAACUAUUUUAUUACAUCAAAGCCAAAGGUUCUAGCUUUGGAGUAACACUAAUGCUACGAAUAUGGGAAAGAAAGGAGGUUGGUUUUCUGCAAUCAAGAGGGCUUUUACUCCCCAUUCCAAGGAGAAGCCAGUAAAUGAUUCCGAUAAGAAAACCAGCAAGGAGAAGGAGAAGAAGAAGAAGAGUGGAGGAAAACUUAGGCAUGGAGACACCAAUUCCUUCAUUCCUCUUUUCAGAGAGCCUAGCAGCAUUGAGAAAAUCUUUGGGGAUUUCGAAAGAGAGCAACAGAGAUUAACCUUGAGGACUCCAUUAUCUCCUGAGCAGCAGCAGCAGCAGCAGCCCAAGACUUCAUCUUUUGUGCCUCCUCCUAGAGUUGUUACUCCAAGAGCUUCUUCGCCAAGGGUUGUAUCACCUCGGGUUGCUUCUCCUAGAGCUUCUUCUCCGAGGGUUCGAUCUCCCAGAGCUGUUUCUCCUAAACCUCCAUCUCCUAGAAUUGUACACCAUCAUAGGGAGAUCAGCUACAGACCUGAACCUACUCUAAGGCACCAUCAUGUUUCGGCUACUAAGAUUCAAGCAGCCUAUAGAGGUUAUACGGCUAGAAGGAGCUUUAGAGCUCUUAAGGGGUUGGUGAGGCUUCAAGGAGUGGUGAGGGGACAGAGUGUAAAGCGCCAAACGAUGAAUGCCAUGAAAUAUAUGCAGCUCUUGGUGCGUGUUCAGUCGCAGAUUCAGUCAAGGAGAAUCCAAAUGUUAGAAAACCAAGCAAGACGUCAAGCUCAAUAUAAAAAUGAUAAGGAAACAGACAGUACAUUUGGCAAAUGGAAUUCGGAGACAGGUAAUGAUGAUUGGGAUGACAGUGUGCUAACAAAGGAGGAAAUAGAGGUAAGGAUGCAGAGAAAAGUUGAGGCUCUUGUCAAGAGAGAAAGAGCAAUGGCAUAUGCAUAUUCUCACCAGUUGUGGAAAGGCAGUCCAAAAUCUGCUCAAACGCCUCUAGCAGACAUUCGAGCUGGGGGAUUUCCAUGGUGGUAUAACUGGCUAGAGAAGCAGUUACCUACUCCAUCUAAUCCUCCUCAGACCACUAAUAUCAUGAAGACCUUUCAGCUCACUCCUCCAAGGCCGAAUUCAGAGGCACGAACGCCAUCUAGUAGUGCCCCGAACCAGAACCAGAAGCAGCAGCAGCGAAAUUUCGCAUUUGAAACUAUGGAUACCCCAACACCGAGAUCCACAAGAUCAACCAUAUAUCCUGCUUCAAAACCAAUGCGAACACCACCAUCGAGCAGAACACCAAUGGCGCUUCACGCAUCUAAGUAUUCUAGACCAAGAGCCAGUGUUGGAGCUGGAUCACCAUUUGACCUUCCACUAAAAGAUGAUGACAGCCUCACAAGCUGCCCACCAUUCUCUGUUCCUAACUACAUGAAUCCAACAGCUUCAGCCAAGGCGAAAGCCAGAGCUAGCAGUAAUCCAAAGGAGAGAUUUAUGGCAACUCCAAGCAGCGAAUCGAAAAGAAGACUUUCUUUCCCAUUGACACAAGGCAUUGGAUCAUUCAAGUGGAACAAAGGCUCAUUUUUCUCAAAUAAGGAUAACAGUUCAUCAAGGGCAUUAGAGCAACACCAGAAGAACCAACACCAAUCUGCACCUUCAGUAGGGAAUAUGAGUGUGGAUUCGACGGUUUCUUUGCCAGCUGGGGUUGGAAGGAGACCAUUUAACCGAUUUGUGUGAUUUCUUUUCCUAUAUUUUUAACCUUCUUUUCCUUUUGGUGUUUUUCUUUUAAUCUUUGCAUGGAGUGAGUGUAUGGUAAUAGUUUGAGUCUUUGAAAAAAAAAAUAGUGUUGUAAAAUAAUAAGAAAAAAAAUUAGGAAUAUGAUUAUGAUGGUUUGAGUAAUUGGAUGUAACAGAUUGUUUUCUUCUUUUUUGGGAAAAUAUCAUGACAACUAUUCUUUUUUUGGUUUGUUUAAAUAAAAACUUGUUCUCUUUUCAGUA